UUACCUUUACAGAAUAAUGGCGUCUAAAGUGUUGACGAAGCUAUGCAUGAGCCGAAUGCUGGGAUCUGGAACCAGAAAUCUGCCCAGACAUCAAUCCACGAGUGCGCAUGCAGAUCUGGAAGCAUCUGGUUCUGUUCCUGUUGUUACUUCUUUAGACAUAAGCUCUGGGUUGACGGACGAGCAGAAGGAGUGCCAGAGUCUCGCCUUGAACUUCGCCCACAACGAAAUGUUCCCCCAGAUGGCAAAGUGGGACCAGGAGUCCAUCUUCCCCGUCGAGGUUCUACGUAAGGCUGCAGAGUUGGGAUUUGGAGCAGUUUAUACUUCAGAGGAAUAUGGAGGAACAGGUUUAUCUAGAUUGGAUGCUUCUAUCAUAUUCGAAGCUCUGUCUCAAGGCUGUGUUUCUACAUCAGCAUAUCUCACCAUUCAUAACAUGGUGACCUGGAUGAUAGAUAGAUACGGUACAGAGUCCCAGCGGUCCAAGUGGGUCCCAAUAAUGGCGACCAUGGAGAAGCUGGGAAGCUAUUGUUUAACAGAGCCCGGAGCUGGAUCAGAUGCUGCAUCUCUGUCAACUACAGCAAGAAAGGAAGGGAACAAGUAUAUUCUCAACGGAUCUAAAGCAUUCAUUAGUGGAGCAGGAGCUACUGAUGUUUAUUUGGUUAUGUGCAGAACAGGAGGAGCAGGGCCUAAGGGAAUCUCGUGUUUACUGGUUGAAAAAGGUAUGAAGGGUUUAAACUUUGGGAAGAAAGAGUUGAAGAUGGGAUGGAACAGUCAACCCACAAGAGCUGUCAUUUUCGAGGAUUGUGAGGUUCCAGUUGAAAACUUAAUUGGAGUUGAAGGCCAAGGGUUUAAUAUUGCCAUGUCUGGUCUAAACGGUGGCAGAAUUAAUAUAGCGAGUACUUCUCUGGGUGCUGCAGCUCAAUCUCUAAAUAUUGCCAAGGAACACCUGCAGGUUCGCAAACAAUUUGGAAAACCUCUUGCAGAUACCCAGCAUAACCAGUUCCAACUGGCACAGAUGGGAACCAGACUAGUCGCUUCAAGGGCAAUGGUUCGUAACGCUGCCAGAGCAUUGGAUUCUCAGCACCCUGAUACAGUAGCACUCUGCAGUAUGGCAAAACUAUUUGCCACAGAUUCUUGCUUCGAUAUUGUUAAUACUGCCCUUCAGAUGCAUGGUGGAUACGGAUACUUGAAGGAUUAUCCUAUUGAACAAUUUCUCCGAGACAUCAGAGUUAACCAGAUUCUAGAGGGAACUAACCAGGUUAUGCAGAUUCUGAUUUCUAGAAGCAUUCUUACAAAAUAGUUUGUUCCUAAAUUCACCUGCUCACAGAAUUUUGACUGUUCAGUAUAAUCCUCAUUACUUCAAACUUCCAGGUACUGUAAACUGUUAUAAAGGGACAGUACACGCAGCUUCAAUUGAUCCUACGGUUAUAGCUCGGCAUGCCAGGUUCACAACAUUACACUUAAAAGCUUUGUAAGAUCAAGAUUAAAAGAGAUAUUCAUGUUUUUAUCUUCAAAAAUAGAUUAUGUCCACAAGUGAUUUGUCUACUAGUGGACUUCUGUUACUAGUUUGAAGGGUAUCCUUUUAAAUCGGAUAUGUUCCUCUUUAAUUAAACAAACAGACCAGCCAGCAAACUGGCAAGCCAAAUAUAUAAAAAA
This is a messenger RNA of Eurytemora carolleeae, 1653 nucleotides long. RefSeq names its product isobutyryl-CoA dehydrogenase, mitochondrial. The record is from RefSeq and is a predicted model, not a curated record. Gene Ontology annotation, molecular function: flavin adenine dinucleotide binding; acyl-CoA dehydrogenase activity. Gene Ontology annotation, biological process: lipid metabolic process. The coding region runs from base 17 to 1297 and encodes 426 amino acids. NCBI's taxonomy places the organism in Eukaryota, Metazoa, Arthropoda, Copepoda, Calanoida, Temoridae. The transcript has 15 exons.